UCUUAUAAUGGAUAUAGAAAUAAAUUUGUUGCCCAUAAUAUGGUGGGCCCCUUAUUUGACUAUUUUAGAAAGUCAAAGAAAAAGCAAAAAUGUGCCAAAAUUCCAAUACCCAUCUCCUCCUAUAAAUAAUUAUAACAAACAAUUCACAAACUCAGUGCUCAGCAAAAGUCAGCGCCGUCCUUUCUUCCUCUCUCUCACAAACAGGACAUCAUCAAUUCAAUUGAAUUGUUCUGUGUUUGAAAGUUUCAUGGUCGAUUGCCUGAUCAGGAUGGCAGAUUGGGACCUCUCCGCGGUGGUCAGGAGCUGCAACUCCACCACCCAAAAUGGCCUAAACCAAGACCCAUUAGCCUUUCUAGCUUCUUUACCUUAUGAACUUGAAAACGAACUCCAAUUUUCAUUCCCCAAUCUUGUAGACUCCACUUCAAAUUUUGAUUUUGAUGAAUUGCAAGACUCGUAUAUGCCUUUUUUACUCCCCCAACCCAGAACCUCCUCCAUUUUCAAUGGAAUCCAGCAUCAAACCCCACUACAACAACCCACCAACAACAAGAAACCCACUAACUCUGCUUUUGUAUUUGGAGAAUCCAGCUACAGCCAACAACAGAGACGGCCAAAAAACCCAGAGAGAUCUCCAGCACUAGCACGAUCGCGCCCAUCCAGACCAAGGAAGAGGAAGAACGAGCAGAAGAGGGAGGUAUGCCAUGUAACAGCAGAGAAACUGCCAUCGGACUUAUGGGCCUGGAGGAAGUACGGACAAAAGCCCAUUAAGGGCUCUCCUUACCCAAGAAGCUACUACAGAUGCAGCAGCUCAAAGGGGUGUAGUGCGAGGAAGCAGGUGGAGAGAAGCAACAGGGACCCCAAUAUGUUCAUUCUCACAUACACUGGGGACCACACACAUCCAAGACCCACGCACAGGAACUUGCUCGCCGGCGGUACCCGAAACAAAGUCCGAAAUACCGGAAGCAAAAACGACACCGCACAGGCCUCUACUGCUGCGGACAGGAAGAGUGAGGAGGUUGAGGAGCAUGAGUUUGAGGGUUGCGAUGAGGCUCUGAUUCCUAACUUGGCUAUCAACGAUGAUCUCUUCGCGGAGUUGCGAGGACUUGGUUGUGCCAGAGCGGUUGAUGAAAACUUCCCUCCAUGGUCUCCUGGUAGCUCUGCCGCCACGGCCGGUGCAGGUGGUGGCUAAGGGAGGGAUUACGGUUUUAAAUUUUAGUUUUUUUAGGUGGGGGUAAUACAGAUACAGUAGUUGUAAAUUUAUUAGAAAAAAAAAGUUCAAUUUUUUAGGUGAAGAAAAUAAGGAAAAUCAUACACAUGUAGUCCAUGCAUACCUCACUUUUUAAUAGAAUUUGUGGAUGCAUUUUUUUUUUCAUAAGGUAUU
Tripterygium wilfordii is the source of this 1378-nucleotide messenger RNA. RefSeq names its product probable WRKY transcription factor 27. The transcript has 2 exons. Gene Ontology annotation, molecular function: transcription cis-regulatory region binding; DNA-binding transcription factor activity. Gene Ontology annotation, cellular component: nucleus. NCBI's taxonomy places the organism in Eukaryota, Viridiplantae, Streptophyta, Magnoliopsida, Celastrales, Celastraceae. Bases 8 to 1186 code for a protein of 392 amino acids. The record is from RefSeq and is a predicted model, not a curated record. Gene Ontology annotation, biological process: regulation of DNA-templated transcription.